This is a messenger RNA of Talaromyces amestolkiae, 1176 nucleotides long. RefSeq lists its product as uncharacterized. The transcript has 5 exons. The coding region runs from base 1 to 1176 and encodes 391 amino acids. NCBI's taxonomy places the organism in Eukaryota, Fungi, Ascomycota, Eurotiomycetes, Eurotiales, Trichocomaceae. Gene Ontology annotation, molecular function: copper ion binding; oxidoreductase activity. The record is from RefSeq and is a predicted model, not a curated record.
AUGUUACGAGCAGAAGAAUCGCUGCUCAACAGCAAAGAUGACUUGUUGGAGAAGACAGAGCGAAUCUACGCCCACCGUACCAACACUCAACGGUGCUGGCAAGCGGCUUCUCGAGUUCUAAUAUUGACUCCAUUACUUCUGUCAAUAGUCUUGUUCGUUGUCUAUUUCCGAGACGUCGCCAAGCCAUUGGAUCUUGUCGCAGGCAAUACUACUACCAAGCCUCAAAUUACAGCAAAUAAAGGAAUGAAACGAGAUUUCGGAAUAUUUUUACAUCCAGAAGAUCACGUCUUACGAGAGCCAAAUGUUCUUCGCUUGUCCUGGAAUAUCACGAAAGCCAUAAUUGCUCCCGAUGGCGUCGAAAAGAAUGUUUUCCUCAUCAAUGGUCAAUUCCCCGGGCCUACAAUCGAGGCGCGACCUGGAGAUAUCCUGGAGAUCACAAUCGAAAUUGACAAAGAAAUGUUUAUAUUGAGCAACCCUGCUCUCACUCGCAUACAGUCUUUCCUUCUGGAAGCCGACUCACAUUUACAACAAUCAAUUGGCGACCAGACCGAUGCUGAGUUGCGCCGAUUGAACCUUGAUGAACUAGAGGGUUUCCCAUUAGAAACAUCCCUGCCGGAACCCGAUGUAAAGUUCAUGAUAUAUACCACUGUCCAAAUUUUGAACGCGUUGGAUGAUGAUAUUAGGGCUUUGAUUAAUCGAACGUAUUGGGAAACGCCGAGUGUCCCACUUAUUGCUUCACAAAGGGAUACAUGGAGCAGUCAUCAGCUUGUUCCAUGGACUGGUGAUAAGCCCGUCUGGGUAGAACUGACCAUCAACAAUAUUGACAUUAAUGGGCAUCCAUUCCACCUACAUGGAUUUGACUUUUAUGUCGUCGGCCUCUACGAAGGACAUAGCGGCUGGAAUGCUUAUAACCCGUUUGAUCUUUGGUCAUCGCCACGCGGUGGCCCAUUCAAUCUUGUUAAUCCGAUACGCAAGGAUACUGUAUUGGUUCCCAAGUCAGGUUAUGCUGUGAUACGCUUCCUCGCAGAUAAUGAGGGUAUCUGGGCAUUGCACUGUCACGUUCUGUGGCAUCAAGCGAGCGGAAUGACCAUGGCUCUACAGGUUCUUGGGGACGAGACAAAGGGCUUUAGCGAGUACGCGUCCGGGAGAGAUGCGCUUGAGCAAUGCAUGAGAUAG